Molecule: messenger RNA, 7300 nt
Organism: Cladocopium goreaui
Lineage: Eukaryota; Dinophyceae; Suessiales; Symbiodiniaceae
Source: the annotation of a GenBank genome assembly
AUGGGUUAUUUGGUAAAUUUUGUCUUUGCGAUCUUCACCUUCUUGUUUGAGUUUGAGUUCGGCUCCUCGAACAUUGCUGAAGAGACCUUCUACCACCACGACUUUGGCUACAAGAAGACGGGCCCUGCGACGUGCAAGCGUCGCUCCAACAGUGCGAAGACACCGAAGGGGCAACACAAAGGACAAGGCAAAGGACGUGGGGGAGGCAUGGGCAAAGGCAAAGGCGUGGCGGCACCACUUCCACCACCACAGAUACCAUGGCCUGGCUACGCAAUGCAUGGAAUGCCAGUUCCACCCAUGCCUACACUGCCGCCUCCCCAAAUGAUGCCUGUGAACAAUCCAGGCACCUCACCAGCAGGCUUUUCCUGGCCGGCUAUGCCGCCGCCACCGGACUUGCCAGCUACAAUCUCGACAACCUCUCCGGUACAGACCUCAGAGGAGAAGGAGUUGGUCGAGAUGAUCAAGACGAGGCAGAUGGAAUUGCCGCCAGAUAUGAGGAUGAAAGUCCAAAACUUUGCCAAAAAGGAAGGUGCAAGAGCUACGAAAGACUUGCAUACAGCUGUUCGACUUCAGGGACGAGCACGACAGGAUCUCGAGGAUGCCUUACAAGCACGCUUCAACCUCAUCGCAUCAUGGAAAACCUUCCUUACAGAUGCAAUUCGUACGUGGCAGGAAUAUGCGACGCUCUUUCAACAGCAAGAGAAGGACGUCCAAACAAAGAUACAGGAAGCGCAGGACCAGUUCAACCAGGCCAAUGUCCAGUUGGACCAGUCCCAGACGGCUGCCGGCAAAGUCAAAACCAUCGUGAUCAAGGACGAGGACGACGAGAUUGCGGAGGGGCAAGCCACAAUCUCGAGCGCUUCAGACAAGAUCCACGACAGUUUCAAGACGCUCUCAACCUCCCUACUUCAACUUCAAGCUCAAACCGAGCAGAUCGAGACAGACAUGCAAGCUGCGAAGAGACCACGACUGAGUAUGCCCUCUGCGGGAGAUCAACUCAUGGAGCCCACGGAGGAAGGCAAGAGAGAACGCGAUUGGUCUUGCACUCUCACUACAUGGACCUUCGAUCUCUAUGUCAUCAACUACCAGUUCGACUUUGAGGAGCCCUACUGGGAUUCUGAGAAGUUCAACAACAAGGAGGAAGCACACCUUCCACCUCUACCAGAAGAACGUGCGGUAUCCAGUCAGAUGACCGCCAGCAGAGAGCUCACAAACCUUCGGGAACUUCCGCACUGGUUCUCACAAGUUUGGAAUCUUUUGGAUGAGGACGGUCAAGUUGAAAAUGAUGAGGAAGGCCCCAUUUUCUGCUUCCUUGGUGACCCCUACAUGUUCUUCACCACGGACGAGUUUCUGAUCUAUGUGACACACGUCUACAACAAGGAGCAAUGGGAGAGACAACUUGUGGACAGACUUCAUGCUCUCUAUCCACCACGCGACACAUGGGACUGGGGAGAAGGUGAUGCUGUCAACUUGAUGACGCGAAGGGCCACAGCAGUCAGGACAGCCACGGCCUAUAUCCCCAGUCAGAUCGGCCCUAUUGCCCAUCAAGUUACUGCGGAUGCUUUCAAUCUCCAACAUGGUGACAUUCUGCGUCUUCACAGACUUCAAUCCAUGCCUGUGGAUUUGGAAGACCUCCAGAUGGAUGUUUAUUUGGUACAACUGGUUCAGGAUGGACCCAUUGCGCCCAUCCUCCGCCUCACACUGGUCGACGUGGAGAUUUAUCUUCCUGGAGGAUCACAACCAGUUACUUACACCAGAAACGUACAGUGGCUGCCCAAUUUUGUGAAUCGAUUGUCUCUUUUCCGACUUCUACAUCUGGAACAGCACUGUCAUGACACUCCUGACCGUUGUCAUCUCUACCUGAAUGACUUCGAGAUCGAGCAGGAUCCUGCAGCCACGAUGGACAUUGAACAUGGACAUUAUGUCAAUGUCUACAUUGGAGCUUGUGACUCCAAUUUACUGGACCAGAUGCUGCAGGAAGAAGAGGUCGAUGAUCAGAUGCAACUACUGCAAUGUCCUGUCAAUGGAAUUGGAAGGCUGAAUGCACCACUUUGGAAGUCUCGAACAGACCAGCCUGUUGAACCACCAAGACCUGAGCAGUGGUGUCAAGCAAGAGGACGAGAUCGGCAGAACACCUUCAGACCAACCCCACCUUGGGGCAUUGACCUCAUCAGGCGCUUUGAGGCUGAAGCUUUCGUUGAGGUUGAAGAAGAAGGACAUGUAGCUUACAUUGUAACGUGGUUGGUCCAACAUGUCAGACAACCUAUUUGCAAUCAGCCCCGCACUGUGCGUCUGGGGGACAACCCAGCCGAUUGGGAGAGCAACAUUGUGGAUGCGUGGAACGACCUCAUCGACCACAGACCGAUCUACAUCUACAUCAUGUUCGCCCACGUCCAAUACAGGGCCAGUCUACUGCAGAGACUUCCCCUUCCUGCAGUUGAGCGAGAUCGAAUUCCUUUCUUUCGAGUGCACCUGAAUGAGAUCCCUUUUGGCCUUUUUGAGAUUGAAGAGGUUGAGCCUGGAACCCAUUUGGAUAUUUUUCCGCCAUCCUACAGGCCCGACCUGCCAGCAGCCUCACCAAGAUUCGUCACCUUGGAGGACAAUCAUGACCUGCUGAACUUCAUGCAGAGCAAUGUCAUUUUGCGAAGCACCACUACGAGCCUUACCAAUGGGAUGCAUUCUGAGUGCCACGAUGACACUAUUUUGAGUACCACCUCAACCACAGUUCCAUUUCAAUUCAAUCCGAAUGCCAAUGAAUUUGCGAUGCCCCGACCAGCCCUACACAGCCAGUCAGAGUUCGUGCAAGAGCUCUUUGAGCCUUGGCAAAGAUCUGCUGCGGCAUGGGAUGGAGAAGUCCGAUCAUGUACAAUAGCCACCUGGUAUGUCAACCAUCGCUGGCCACGACCACAUGGACAUUACCAUCGACGCGUGCAGCUCUAUGAGAACUACCAGGCUUGGGAAGACUCCAUCAGGGCUACUUGGAGAGAUCAGAUCGACCCCAAUGCGGAGACGGACUUCUACCUCGUGUAUCCAUCGCCACUCAGUGGCACCAAUGACAUCACUGCCCAUGUCAUCAUGAUACAAUACGAGCAUCCAUUGUGGGUCACUUCUCUUGUCUCUGUCAUUGAUGAUGAUCGUCGACAGGAUGACCCUGUUGUUCAACUUGCGGUCACAACCCACGAACACAUUCUCUUUGAGAGCGUGCUUCUCGCCACUGAGCUCGUGGACAGCUGCCUGGGAAGCAUGGGUCACCCAGCGACACAUGUAUGUCAAAUGUGGCAUCAAGAUACUGAACUCUUCAGGGGGCAACCGUGCCCAGGGAGAAACGGCCUUGGCAUUCAUGUCCACAUCAGACGCCAGCAGCAACCCCCUCCUGUACAUCCUGGCAUGAACUUGCUGCAGAGAUACACUCGUCUCAUCACUGCACGCCCAGACAGGAGGAAGGAACAGGAGGGCCUAACAGAUGAGCAGGUGGCUCACACUCAUCGGCCCUGUCUACCCCUCACCACAGCCAUCAGGAUUUACAGUGGACGUCCGGAGCAUUCUCUGCUACCGGAUUUCAUCGAAGUCGCCAGACCAGCGACCGCCACCAGCAUUCAACAGGAGCUCACCCACUGGGGGCACACCUGUGAGGUUGACCUACUGGAGGAUUUGGACAUUGCAUUUGCCUACAUAAUCAACGGUGAACUCCAGAAAACGUGCAAGAUCUUCUUCUCCAUUGCGAAUGGACAAAUCAUUGGCCCCUACUACUAUUUGGAGCCUCCACAACUGGAGAAUGAGACCAUUGACAUGAAGUUCCUGCACUCCAACAGCCAUCCAAAGGCCGUUAUUACCUCCUACAGAGUUGCGCACACCGACCGGGACAGCAGAGUCAAGAUUGGCAAGACGACUGAAGAGCUGUGCGAGCUGUUCCACUGCUCGAAUUUUCCGUUGCACACCAAUUUUGAGGAUCUACAGCUCCCGGUCGAGCUACACCUUUUCUUGAAUAGCAUUCCCUUGCUUGGUGAUGUGCACCCUGACCGGUACAUUAUCUACGUUGAUGGAUCUUUACAGGGACAACAACAACAUCAUCCCACUGCUUGGAUUGAAGAGCAUGGCAUUCCAGAUGCGUGGGCGAUGAUUGUUUUAGCGGAAAGGUACGCAACACCGGACCAAACACACCAGCUUUUUCUGGUUGGCUGGACUGCCCAGCAGGUCAGAUACGACUCUGCCAGCAGAUUUUACAUUGGCUCCACGAUCCCAGGGUCCCUCACCGCUGAGAGAGAAGGUAUGACAUGGGCCUUUCUCUGGCGGAUUGGCCAGAACAACAUGGUCCCCACUUUGUUCCGCAGCGACUCACAAUUGACCUGUGAUCAAGCCAGUGGCUCUAAGGGUGCCACUAUCUUGGAUGAUUCCUUUCUUUGCCUGCGUGGAGCUUAUCAACUUCUCGACACUGCACUUCCGCGAGGACAUCUAGAGCUGGAGCACAUCUACGGCCACUGUGGUGAACCCUUCAACGACUUCACAGAUCUUAUGGCGAAGCAGGAAGCGCUCUCCAGCUUCUAUUUGCCCAGACUCAAGAUUGACAUGACCAGCUGGCGUACCAAAUUACCACAUUUGUGGCUUCUAUUUGCCCAACAUCUUGGAGGACCACAACAUUAUGAUGGAUACCUUCAUACGCCGGUACCGAACCUGCCCAACCCAGAGACUGCAUCGCCAAGUAUGAACCCAACGAGGACACAGGGCAUGAUCCACAUCAAGAUCCAGCUGAGCCUCUGCACUGCCAAUGUCCUGUCGAUGUACAACCGACCAGAAGGCUAUGCAGGUAAGGUCGGAUAUUUGGUGGAACAGUUCCAAGCACAUUGCCUUCUCUUUGGCGGCAUACAGGAAGCCAGAACACCAGAAGGGAGUUGCAGAUGCCAAAACACUCUGCGCCUGUGCUCUGGAGCUUCUCAGGGACAAGGGGGCGUGGAGCUGUGGAUCAACUUGAUCCAACCAUAUGGAUAUGAAGGGAGGAUCCCUCUUCUCCUGAAGCAAGAGAAUGUUCAGGUCUUGCAUGCGGACCCUCAGAGAUUGCUUGCCAGAGUUGUUGCUACGCACCUGGACAUUUUUGUCCUUGUGGGACACGCUCCUCACAGUGGCCAUCCGCAAGCGACCAGAUCUACAUGGUGGACGUCGACCACUGAACUUCUUCAUGACCUUUGUGGGGAGAAUAAGCCCUAUGUCAUGAUCGAUGCGAAUGCGGAACCAGGUUCGGCAGAUGGCUGCUCAGUUUUGAACACCACCUGCACCACAUCCAAGUCCACUCCAUUGUGGCGUCAGUUUCUGGCUGAACAUCAACUGGCUCUGCCACAGACGCUGCCACUACAUGUUGGAGGGCUUGCCACGUGGAUCAGUCCUGAAGGUUCCACGACACACUGUUUGGACUAUGUUGCUGUCCCUGUGGAGCGUUUGCCAUGUUGUACAUCGUCACAACUUCUGGAAUCCCUUGACCUGGGCAAUGAACAACAAGACCAUACCCCGGUUGCAGUCGAGCUUGAAUGGGACUUCCACGCCUUUUGUCCCAAUCCACCUGAGCGGCAAUUGAAGGACAAUUUCGACCGCACAAUCAUCAGGACGGCCAAGAUGGAUGGCUUCCUGGAGAACUUUCCCACUAUGGACUGGGCGACAGAUGUGGACACGCAGGAGGCAGAUGCAGAUGGAACAACUUUUGAUGCGUUCCCUGCAGACCAGGGGCCCAACCUUUUUGGAUGUCCAGUUGAAACCGAGGAGAUGCCCCACAAGUUCCUUGGACCAUGCUGGAUGGACGACCUCUGUGUGGCAAUGAGUGCGGAUCAUUGCGAGACGCUGUUGCGAAAGACCAGAUGUUCAGCUAGCCUGCUCAUCGACAAGUGUCUUAGCCAUGCAAUGAAGCCCAACCUCGCUGCUGGCAAGACUGAGAUUCUUCUUGCCUUUCGAGGCAAGGGUGCAAGGAAAGCCAGGAUUGCACACUAUGGACCUCUGGCUUCUCGACAGCUCCAUGUGAUUGGAGAGUACGCCUUGCCUCCAAGCUCUGCAUGGGUACAUGCGCAAUCGAUGUCCAUCUUCGCGUUUGGCUUGCUGUGGUCUUGUGCUUGGGAUCGGGAUAAGAGAAGCUUGCCGCAAAAUUUUGCUUCUGUCACAGGAGAAGAUGCAACUACAACCCUUUGGAGCCAGAACGCGGCGCCCGAUCCCAAGCACAAGACCACAGCAAGCCAAACGCGAAGAUGGACAUCGAUUGCGCAUGUACCCAUGCAGAGCUUGGAGGACGACUUCCGCUGGAUGUAUUUCCAACUUGAGGGAGCCACACACCUGGGUGAUCCUCAACAACACCUCGCAGCCUGGCUUGCGGUUGCCAAAGAUCACAGGAGCUACUGGAGACGCCUGGUUCGUCGAGCAGGACUACAUGCCCGCAAACAACGAGCCAGAGAACAACAUCUCAUUCAGUUCCACACCGGCAUUCUGCAACGACUCCGCCGCUGGGGAUUUACACCCACCACAACGACUUUUGUCCCUUCGGAGACCACCUUGCCACGUCGUUGGGGGUGCAUGAUCUGCGGCAUGAGCUUCAGAUCCAAGGGAGGUGAAGGAGCCCACAUGUGCAGAAUCCAUGGCCAAGUGAACCCAGUGAGAACCCUUUUUCAGGGCACGCAGUGUCAAUGCUGCCUCAAGGAAUACCACACGGCUACAAAGCUGAAAGCACAUCUACUACGUGCCGCAAAUUGCCGACAAAACCUUCUUGGACGACAGACCAGAAUGCGCCCGAUACCGGGGACAGGAUCUACGCAAGAACAGGAGUUGGUCCAAGCUCAUGACAGACUCCUCCCGCCACUUCAAGCAGCUGGGCCUCGCCUGGAGGCUAACUUUUUGCGGGACUUUGAGACCGUUCAUUGGCCUCUCCAUGAUGCGUGCUGCCUGGCCUUCGUGGAGAUCGAGGACUUCAUUGACUUGGAGCAGAACCUUCGGGACAUCAUCAUGGAGCACCCUAUUUCCUGGACUUUGUGUACCGCUACGCUGCAUCGCGUCCGCGCUACAAUACAGGAACACAACCAGGAAGACAGUAUUCUACUGAGAGGGGAGACAGUCUUGCUCCAGCUUGUCGACCGACUGUUACAGCCCGACACUUGGUCUUUCCUGCGCUCCACUCAGCCCAUUGCUGAUGGACGAGACUUGGGAAGCAUCGAGCAUGACCUCCUGGAUCUCUGCAGUCCUGAAGUCCCUAUCUCAGCACAGGCGGACCCGGAUCACGAUUUCCUGACUGUUUGCAAAGCAAUGACGGUUGCCGACUACACCGUCGAAUACG